CAAUUUUCCUUUUUCUUUUUCACCCUUUUAAGCAGAAAUCUUUUUCACCCUUUUUAGCAGGAAAAGAAAACAACUUCCAUGUUCAUGACCAUGUAAACUCCAACUCAACUUAUUUAAAUUUCGUUUGGGCAGUCAUCUAAUAGCCAUUCGGGUCCCCAUCAGUUUUUUGGCAGACCGAUAAUGCAAAUAACUAUCCAUUUGUUCAAAAACCAUUUGGUAGUCCAUCUCCUUUUGGUGCACAAACAUGAGGUUCUAUUUUUGGUGGCACAUCUACUGGUGUGCUUGGUUCCUAACCAGCUUAUGGUGCAUCAUCAACACCUGCUUUUGGGAGUUCGUUGCCUAUCUUUGGAGAUUCAUCAAGGUAGUUCUCUGUUUGGGCAAAAGCCUGCAUUUGGUGGCUUUGGAUCCACUAUGCAGACGAGUCAUAUUGGAAUUUCUGCAAUCACAACCUGCUUUUGGAAGCAGCUUGUUUGGGUCAUCACUUUUUGGAGCUUCUAGUCAACCUGUUUCUGGUGCUACCAGCACACCAGCAUUUGGAUCCUCAAGCACUCCUUUAUUUGGCUACGAGCGGCCUGCUUUUGGUCCUACGUCAACCCCAUCAUUUGGCAACACAGGUUCCGCAUUUGAUGUUUCUGGCUCUUCUGUUUUUGGAUCUAGCAGUCCAACCUUGGUGCAUCAAGUUCAUCAGCAUCUGGUUCAGGUACUCCUGCUUUUAGAGCCUCCAGCAUUUAGCUCUUCACUGGCUCCUGCUUUUGGUGCUGCUAGCUCUCCUUUCGGUUUUGGGUGUCCAGCAUGGUCAAUUUACAUCUGCAUUUGGCAGCAGUCUAUGUGGUACUGCUAUCCCGGCCUUUCGGGCACCUAGCUCGUUUGUUACCUAUUCAUAUGUACAUAGCUGUUUCCUUGUUCUAGAACUAAUAUUUGGUACUGUGGUGACUAAAAAUAUAUACUUGGUUGAACCACUAGAAUGCAAGUGGUCAGGCCAUAACACCAGCAUUUGGGAGGAAUGGGCUCUGGUACUAAUACUGAUCAGCAGUCAAACCUUUUUUCUUCCUCUUCUGUAGAAGUCGGUUAUGAUGAACAACUUCGCACUUAGGAUCAUACAAAUGUCCUAAGUUGCUUUAACUACUUUUGGUUAUUAGAAUCACCAUUGGGAUUAGAGAAAA
Messenger RNA from Erigeron canadensis, 1163 nucleotides. RefSeq names its product nuclear pore complex protein NUP98A-like. Lineage: Eukaryota; Viridiplantae; Streptophyta; Magnoliopsida; Asterales; Asteraceae. The transcript is spliced from 3 exons. The record is from RefSeq and is a predicted model, not a curated record. Bases 245 to 862 code for a protein of 205 amino acids.